Molecule: messenger RNA, 972 nt
Organism: Anneissia japonica
Lineage: Eukaryota; Metazoa; Echinodermata; Crinoidea; Comatulida; Comatulidae
Product: 39S ribosomal protein L53, mitochondrial-like
Exons: 3
Coding region: 69-392 (107 amino acids)
Cellular component (GO): mitochondrial large ribosomal subunit
Source: RefSeq, a predicted model, not a curated record
GUAUCUUUGGUAAAAUGUAUGACAUGAGAUCAAUCUAGCACACGUUUACUUGCUGUAUAAAAAUUAGCAUGGCUCGGUCUAUAAUUGUAAAAGGUACUACCCUUAAAUUUGUGAAAUCAAUCCAGGUGCAUUUUUGUCCGUGGCAGGAUGAUGUGCAUUCAGCUAGGUUGUUUUUAAUGUACAUGUCAUCCAAGUCGAUGCUGGAGACCAACCCAAACUGUGCAGUUACUGGUGUUGUUAAAAACAAUAGAUCUCAACCAACAAUUCAUAUUGGUUUUGAGGAUGGGAAGCAGUUGUUGUUCAAAAGCUCAAAUCUAACAUUACAUGAAAUGUUGAAGAAACUUGUUUCCUGGACAGAUGAACGAGAAAAAAAGGAAGAAGCUUCGUCGUGAUACAUACUAUUUUUAGAGUAUUCCCUUCUUUGAAUUAAGGCAGCAAAUAUAUCAGACGUAUCCACAUGGUUGGAUUUCCCAGGUUGAUACAAUUAUCUGAAUAAAAUGUAUAGAACAGAUGGGUUAAAGCGACUAGAAAAUGCUCUUUGCUAAAAGUUUACCUUUCCGAAGUGUUGGUGAAACUGAACAACUGACCAAUCAGAUUGCUUGGAUGCCAAAACCCACAAUCACACAAGUUUAUGACCACACACAUCAGCCAUGCUUCUCUGUGAGUGGCUGUCUUAUUGUCAGACCUUAGCAACAGUAUCCAAGGGUGGGGCUUUUUGGAAUGGUCCAUUUAUACAAGAGGAUCUUUGACUUCAAAUGGAUAAAAAAAAGUGUAUUAUGUCCAUCCAUCCCAGGUAAUGCUAUCUUGUAGGACAUUUGAAAUAUAGUGAGAAGACACUUACUGGAGUCACUAACUGUUACUCAUCCCUGCUUUUUUAAGUAGCAAAUUCUUAAUGUUUUAUUACAAUGGUCAUGACAGUAUAAUGUGAUGUGACUUGUAAUUAUAAAAUAAAUAAUGUUAUUACUCAAAUUA